AUGCUCAAGAGAACUGAUCCUUCGAAUUUUGUCUUGGUUUCUUACUUAGCAACUAUUUAUACUUCUGUGGAAACCGGGAUUCUUCUACCACAACCAUCUGAGAAGAAAUCCAAGAAGACAAAGAAACCUGUUGUUGGGUCUUCAGAUACCAAAGCUAAGUCUUCGAAGAAAACAAAGUCGGUUCCUGUGAUUGAACCUGAACUCGAUCAGCCAAAGUUUGUUGUUUCUGAUACCCAGGUCAUUGAAAACGAAAUAAUGCCUUCGAAGACUGGUGUAUUCAAGUGUACUAAGAUGAAAUUAAAGAUAAAGAGAAGAUCGUUAGGUACGAAGAUGGUUCUUAAAACACAAGUUUCUCACCAAGGAGUAAUUUUUAGAGAAGUUCCUGCUCCUGUUUCUCCUUCAACAAAGAAGAGAAUAGAUGCUGACAUGGCCAAACACAUUUCUCAGAAGAAGAAGAGAAAAUUGAUAAUUUCUUCUAAUUCCACCACUGAUGACACAGAAUUUAUUCCUGAAACUCCUGAAGCAACUCUAAUUAUUGAUUCUUCUAUCGUUGAUACUUUAGUGACUCAACCACCCAAAGUUUUGUUUGCCAAGACAGUUUAUGUGGAGGCUCGAACUUCUGACAUAACUGUAAACAUAUCUGAUAUGGGUACAAAUGUAAUUAUGGGUGAGAAUAAUUCGAAGAUUGCAGAUCAAGCUGAUAUUGGGGGGGGGGGGGGUUCUUCUGUCUCAAGUUUAGAGGUUGAUUCUUUGCUGAAGGUCUUCGAAUCCAAGGUCACAAACAAAUUUUCUAGCAUGAUAAGGGAUUAUGAAGGACGGCUUUUGGAGAAAGUUGAUUCUGUUGAUCAAUCGAAUGAUCUUCGUAUGACUUCUCAACGUCAGGAUUUCUUGCAUGAAGUGAAAGAAUUGAAACUCGUAACCAAGGAAAGACAUGUGCUGUUUGUUCAAGAAGUAAAGAAAGUUCGAGAAGAUGUCAAUUUACAAAUACGUGAACUUCGUGAAGAUAUGCAGAAGGAAGUUAAAGCUGUCAAACAAGAUGAUGCUUCCGUGAAUCAAAGGAUUGACAUUAUCUGUGAUGCAGUUACCAGAUUUGUCAAACUUUUCGAAAGUAUGAGUCCUCAAUUUACUCUUAUUUCUGAAAAACAAGAUAAGCAUUUUGGUGACUUGCUUGGGUUAUUAAAGGAAUUGAAGGAAUUAUUUGUCAAGCCUGUUCCUUCUUCAUUGAUUACUUCAGAAUACUUCUCACAUAAAUUUUUGCAGUUUGAAGCCAUUUUACACAAACAACUGUCCCCUCUUACUCGUAUAUCCAACCUUCUUCCAUCUAUGUCAGAUGCCCCACCUGUUGUCACAGGGGUGCAAGGGGGAGAAAUGAAACUUGAUUUUACAAAGACUGGGGAACAUUCGAAGGUGGAGGGAAAGAAAAUUUCUGCAGAAAAACCAAUUGUUGUUUCAGCUGGUCUAGUUUUUUAUACUGUAGUCACAACUGUUCCAUUAACCAAGCCAAUAUUAAAGGGUGUUGUAAUUGGAGAAGCAGGUGGGAGUGCUUCAAAGACGAAGACUGUGGUCACUGAGAAAGCUUUGAAAGAUACAGGGAAAGGAAUUUUGAUUGAGAAAACGAAAGAAGAAAAGAAAGCAGAGGUAGAAGCUGAAGUAGAAAAAAUGAGACAUUUACAAAGUAUUAUGACUCUUCGUGCUCAAGAUCCUUCAAAUAUAGAUAAAGGUGAUCCUUCGAAGCAAUACAAGUAUGAAAAAAUUGACGCUAGAUUUAUUUUUGAUCACAUGUACUCUUUUGAGAAGAUUCCAAAGAAAAGUUAUGUGGUUACAAACUCUGAUUCAAGUCAGCUGGAUUUUCCAAUGAAUGAGAUGAUGUUUAUCAUUCCUCAGUUUCGAGCUGUAGUCAAGUGCAAGGAUGUAGAUGAAGGGAAGAAGAUGAAUGAGAUGAUUCAAGUCAGCUGGAUUUUCCAAAGAAAAGUUAUGUUGUUACAAACUCUGAUUCAAGUCAGUUGGAUUUUCCAAUGA
This is a messenger RNA of Lactuca saligna, 2019 nucleotides long. NCBI's taxonomy places the organism in Eukaryota, Viridiplantae, Streptophyta, Magnoliopsida, Asterales, Asteraceae. The record is from the annotation of a GenBank genome assembly.